UGGCUAUACCUGGCCACAAUGGAGAAACGGCACAUCCCGGGGCGAGAGGCGGCAGCGGGCUGAGGGGCAGUAGUAGGUCGAGGGACGGCAACGGUCUGAGGGGGCGGCAGCUUGUGAGGGGCAGUAGUGAGUCGACGGACGGCAGCGGGGCGAGGAGCUGAGCAUCUUUGUGUCCAAAGAUCCUGUUUGGGGCAAAGAUAUAUGAUCUUUGGUUUGGGGCUGAGACUGGCGCGACGCAUGCCCAGCGUCGUCACAACGCGCGUAAUCGCCAGCGCACUGUUGACGUGUGAUGCGCUGGGCUGACGUCACGGCGACGACGUCUAUAUAAGCGUGGGCGCGGCGUGACUCGCCCUUUUCGGUCGGUGCUGCAGGGGCGCCGGGUGUGCGACUUUCUAUAACAAUGAGGCUCUACCGGUGCAUCAUUUCGGGAGAUGAGAUGUUCUCCGACAUCUACAAGAUCCGCGAGGACCCGAAGGGUAUGUUCUACGAGGUGGAGGGCAAGCUGGUUACCAGAACAGAAAAAGGGAUUGAUGACAAUUUAAUUGGAGGUAAUGCUUCCCAAGAAGCCCCAACUGAAUAUGCUUUGGAGUCAACUUGCAGUGGUGUGGACAUUGUGUUGAAUCAUCAUCUCAAGGAAGUUUCUUUCAACAAACAAACCUACAGAGUCUACAUAAAGAAUUACAUGAAAAUCCUGAAAGGAAAUGUUCAACGAGACAACCCAGAAGCACUGGUCGAAUUUACUGCGAAUGCUCAGGAAGUCGUUCAAGAGAUUGUGAAAAAAAUUGACGAGUAUCAGUUUUUUACAGGUGAGAGUAUGAACCCUGAUGCCAUGGUUGGACUACUAAAUUACCGCAGUGAUGAUACUCCAUAUAUGAUUUUCUUCAAAAAUGGUUUGAACGUUGAGAAAUGUUAAAUCUGCCUACAAUUCAUCAUGUUGAAUUCAUCAAAUCACAAUGACCUAAUGUUCAUAUUACCGGCAAUAAACUCUGAACUGGUAUCACUGAGCUGAUUCAUUAUUGGAAAUGAACAUUGUUUUACCUGUUGAGUUGUAAUAAAGUGCAUUAUUCCCCCUAAUGCUUGUCUGAUUUACCUUGAGAUAAAUUGCUUCUGGAAUUGAUUGAAUUGUUCCUAUUGUGGAAAUACCAGAUCUCUUUCAUUUGAGCCACAUCAGGUGCUGGUUAUUUAUUUAAUUUCCAGACUGCAUUGCAUGAUGCCCAUAUAAUGUGAAAUUCAUGGAUUUUGACAUUACAAGAACUAUGGGGCGAGGGUGUUUGGGGGGAGGGGGCACUAUGGGUCAAUGUAAUAAAAUAUGGGCUAGAUAAUGUAAGUACAAGUGCAAUUGUGCUUCAAUAAAUGUCUUGGUGUUGUUCAGUCACAGGUAGAUUCUGCACUGAUAAAUUUGUCCAUAAAUCUCUGAGCUAAAUAUAAUGGGCAACAUGUUUUCUGCUGAACUAAUUCAACUGUUCGGGCCUCUUUGUGUGACCAGGAAGCAUGUCUUUUUUUAAUUGUGCCAGUUCCUCUGGGCUGUAACUGACUCCUGUGUGCCGGUUCCACUGGGCUGGCUAUUCCUGCUAGACAUGGUUAAUUUGGGUUUCAUAGUACAGAAAUUGCCUGGUGUGCUGGUGGCACUUCUUAGCUGGCUAUUCCUGCUAGACAUGGUUAGUUUGGGUUUCACAGUACAGAAAUUGCCAGGUUUGCUGACUUUGUUUUAGGAUUUCCAUUAGUAGGGUAGGCUGCCAUUAGGCUAAAAUAGGUAGCAGCCUUUGUGAAGAGACAAUUGACUAAUAAGGUGAAGGUUAAUCCUUUAUAUAACUGGAGAGCUAGAAUUCUUGCUCUAGUUGACCACCUUGUGUUUUUGGCAUGCAAUCUUGUUGAAUACUCUUCACAAAAGCUGAUCUGUACCAGCUGGAAUGUAUUAUUACUAUCAUUGGGCUUUCCUAUUACACUAAAUCCAUCCAUUGCAUCUCAUUUUUUCUGGCAGUGUCAAUUAAGUGAUGUUCUGCCAUAGGCCAGUAUUGGAUAUGGUCUUGGUUGCUAUGCUGAAUUCUAUAGCUGCAUUAAUGAUCACAAUGCAUGUCUUCACUAAAUCUUGCUACUCCCCAUAAUGAAAAUUAUGCAUGCCAAACCACUAAGUUUUGCUAUUUUAAUUUUUGUAAUGUUGGCAAUUCUGAGAACUACAUCUUUUUGCAAAAAUAAAGAUCUUUGUAGCAUGA
This is a messenger RNA of Amblyraja radiata (thorny skate), 2213 nucleotides long. RefSeq names its product tumor protein, translationally-controlled 1 (gene tpt1). Gene Ontology annotation, molecular function: calcium ion binding. Lineage: Eukaryota; Metazoa; Chordata; Chondrichthyes; Rajiformes; Rajidae. Bases 401 to 913 code for a protein of 170 amino acids. Gene Ontology annotation, cellular component: cytoplasm. The transcript is spliced from 6 exons. The record is from RefSeq and is a predicted model, not a curated record.